Molecule: messenger RNA, 3620 nt
Organism: Helianthus annuus (common sunflower)
Lineage: Eukaryota; Viridiplantae; Streptophyta; Magnoliopsida; Asterales; Asteraceae
Product: protein transport protein Sec24-like At3g07100
Exons: 14
Coding region: 219-3242 (1007 amino acids)
Biological process (GO): COPII-coated vesicle cargo loading; endoplasmic reticulum to Golgi vesicle-mediated transport; intracellular protein transport
Cellular component (GO): COPII vesicle coat; endoplasmic reticulum exit site
Molecular function (GO): zinc ion binding; SNARE binding
Source: RefSeq, a predicted model, not a curated record
UUUAUAACUUAUUUAUAUUCUAGUCUGGACUCUAGAGACAGCUACAAUUUUAUUGUUUCUUGACGCGCACAUCUCCGUCACCGAUCGCCGUUCGCCGGUUACCACCGCCGCCAUACAACUCCGGUCCGGCCAACCUUCCGCCAGAUCCCUUCAGAUCAGAUUAUUUAUGGACGCAUAGCAAUAACGUGAAUACGUGAUACAGGAUAUAUAUUCAAGCAAUGGGGACUGAAAAUCCUAACCGUCCAAAUUUUCAUCAAGGGCCUACUGCUACACCUUUUGCAGCUCCUCAAACCAACAUGCCCUUUCCUUCAUCUCGUCCCAUGGUUGGAUCACAGCCCUCUGCUAUCAGGCCAAAUACAUCUCCAUUUUCUACUCCUGGGCCCACGGCUGGAGCUGGGACUCCUGGUUUUAGGCCCAUGCAACCAGGUAGGCCCGCUCCUUCAUAUGGCCCGCCAACUACUGGACCACCCCAGCGUUUCCCAGCUUCACAGUUUCCAUCAUCUCAACCACCCGUUUCACAAACGUCAAAUGUGGGCCAGCCCAUUAUGCCUCCACCAACGAGACCACCACCUCCGGGCCAUGUUCCAUCUGUACCGAUGGGAUCUCCACCCCAAAGCUUGUAUAGUGUUUCUUCCGGUAAUAACCCUCCAUAUUCUGUUUCCGGACCAAACAUCCAGCCACCGCCAUCUUCAACCAGACCGUCUUAUCCUGGCUAUCCGGGUAUACAGGGUAUACAGAGUAGCACAGUAAGUCCACCGCCACCACCGCCAGUUUAUCAACAAGGAGGUUAUGGCCCACCUCAGCCCGCCAUACCUGCUCCCUUUUCUUCUCAUCAAGGUGGUUAUGGACAAGUUCCCGUUCCGCCAGUUGCAUCGUCAACAGGAAUGUAUGCAGGUGGGUCCGCACCGCCUACAGGAGUUAUGUCGGGUUUGGUAGAAGAUUUUAGCUCACUUUCUCUCGGAUCUGCUCCUGGGUCGUUUGAUGGGGGGGUUGAUGCUAAAGCGUUGCCAAGACCACUGGAUGGUGAUGUUGAACCAACGUCUUUUGCUGGGAUGUAUCCCAUGAAUUGUGAUUCUAGAUAUCUAAGACUUACGACUAGUGCUAUACCGAAUUCACAGUCUUUGGUUUCGAGGUGGCAGUUGCCUCUUGGAGCAGUUGUUUGUCCACUGGCAGAACCUCCUGAGGGGGAGGAAGUGCCAGUAGUUAACUUUGCCACAAUGGGUAUCGUUCGUUGUAGAAGAUGUCGUACGUAUGUGAAUCCGUAUGUGACUUUUACUGAUGGUGGGAGAAAGUGGAGGUGCAAUAUAUGUGCUUUACUUAAUGAUGUGCAAAAUGAUUAUUUCGCUCAUUUGGAUGCCACUGGAAAAAGAGUUGAUCUUGAUCAACACCCUGAGCUUACAAAGGGAUCUGUGGAAUUUGUUGCUCCAGCUGAGUAUAUGGUUCGGCCUCCAAUGCCACCAUUAUACUUUUUUAUGAUUGACGUGUCAAUAUCUGCAGUUAAAAGUGGUAUGCUUGAGGUGAUGGCACAAACCAUUAAAUCUUGUUUGGAUAAAUUGCCGGGCAGCCCAAGAACACAAAUUGGGUUCAUAACUUUUGACAGCACAAUUCACUUUUACAAUAUGAAGUCAACUUUGACACAGCCUCAAAUGAUGGUCGUAUCAGAUUUGGAAGAUAUUUUUGUUCCAUUGCCAGAUGAUCUUCUUGUCAACCUGUCAGAAUCCAGACCUGUGGUGGAGGCUUUUCUGGAUAGCUUGCCUUCUAUGUUUCAGGACAAUGUUAAUGUGGAAUCUGCUUUUGGGCCCGCCCUCAAAGCCGCUUAUAUGGUUAUGAGUCAACUUGGAGGGAAAUUGUUAAUUUUCCAGAGCACGCUUCCCUCACUUGGUGUUGGUCGUUUGAAGUUGCGUGGAGACGAUCUUCGUGUUUAUGGAACAGAUAAAGAGCAUACCUUACGAAUACCAGAAGACCCGUUUUAUAAACAGAUGGCUGCUGAUUUCACAAAAUACCAAGUUGCAGUGAAUGUAUAUGCGUUUAGUGACAAGUAUACUGAUAUAGCCUCAUUAGGCACUUUAGCAAAAUACACUGGCGGCCAGGUAUAUUAUUAUCCAAGCUUUCAUUCCGCAAUUCACAGAGACAAGUUGAGACAUGAGUUGUCUAGAGAUCUCACUAGAGAAACUGCAUGGGAAGCUGUAAUGCGCAUCCGAUGUGGGAAAGGAGUGCGUUUCACCUCGUAUCAUGGGAAUUUUAUGCUAAGAUCAACGGAUCUAAUAGCACUUCCCGCAGUUGAUUGUGAUAAAGCUUAUGCAAUGCAGUUUGCUCUUGAAGAGACAUUGCUUACAACGCAGAUUGUGUACUUCCAAGUGGCGUUACUAUACACUGCAUCUUGCGGUGAAAGGCGUAUUAGAGUACACACCGCUGCAGCAUCGGUGGUUGCAGAUUUAGGAGAGAUGUACCGCCAGGCAGAUACUGGUGCUGUUGUUUCUUUGCUUAGUCGGUUAGCAAUCGAGAAAUCAUUAUCAUAUAAACUGGAAGAUGCUCGUAAUGCUGUUCAACAAAAAAUAGUGAAAGCCCUGAAAGAAUAUCGAAAACUAUAUUCAGUGCAGCAUCGUGUAGGAAGCAGGAUGAUCUACCCAGAAUCACUCAAAUAUUUGCCCUUAUAUGGAUUAUCACUAUGUAAAUCAACAGCACUUCGUGGUGGUUAUGCUGAUGCUCAGCUUGAUGAACGUUGUGCAGCAGGCUUCACCAUGAUGGCUUUACCUGUUAAAAAAAUGUUAAAGCUCUUAUAUCCUAGCUUAUUAAGAGUAGACGAGUAUCUUGUCAAGGCGCCUGCUGUGGAUGAUGAAUUUGACAGAGUUUGUAAAAGGCUGCCACUUGUUGCUGAGAGCUUAGAUUCUAGAGGAAUUUAUAUAUUUGAUGACGGCUUUCGUUUUGUUGUGUGGUUUGGCCGCAUGCUUUCACCCGAUUUAGCCAGGAAUCUAGUUGAGGAAGAUCCAGCUACAGAUUUCUCAAGGAAUCAGGUUUGUCUGACUGAACGUAACAAUGAAAUGUCAAGAAAGCUGAUGCGGAUACUAAAGAAACUUAGAGAGGCUGAUAAAUCAUAUUAUCAGUUGUGUCAUCUCGUGAGACAAGGCGAACAACCCCGUGAAGGUUUCUUUCUACUCUUGAAUUUAGUUGAGGACCAGGUUGGUGGUAUGAGCGGUUAUGCUGAUUGGAUGCUUCAGAUACAUCGACAAGUACAACAAUAAUGCAAGAAUAAAUAAGGGAUCUGUAGGCCGUAGAUGCCGGUUUGCUAUUCAUGGAAGAUUUGAGUUGACGAGAAUGCGAUUUUUAACUUUCCGAGAAGUUGGUAUGUUUGAUUCGCCAUGGGAUUUGGUUUCAUUAGGCUAUAGGAUUGUUUCUUGAAUGCAGGUUUCGAGCCAAAGCCGAGCACAGGCCAGUGUAAAACCACCUUUCGUUGAUUUAUGAAUUUUGAUAGAAGAUAAAACGAUGACGUUCUGUUUGACAGACCUAGCAUUUGAAUAUUUGAUAGACUAGUGUUGCUAUUUUUGUUGUGGAACCUUUUGUAAUUUGUUUUUUAUUGUCACAAAAAUGAUUUGUUCUAUAUUACACAUACGUUUUUAUAA